CAGAAAUCAUUAUCACCGCUGCUUAAACCCUAACUCUUUUGGCAGAUCCCAAAAUCCAUCUCAAAUUUUCGGUCAUGGCUACAGAAACGGAGCCCACAGUUCUAAGGAGAGAGGAGGAAGAAGAUGACAAUCCGAGGUCGGCGGCCGAUGAUGAGGACACCGGCGCUCAGAUUGCUCCGAUCGUCCAGCUGCAGGAAGUCGCCGUCACCACCGGUGAAGAGAACGAAGAUGUUCUUCUUGAGUUGAAGUCUAAGUUGUACAGAUUUGACAAGGACGGUAAUCAAUGGAAGGAAAGGGGAGUGGGCAUUGUUAAGCUCCUAAAGCACAAGGAGACGGGAAAAGUUAGGCUUGUCAUGAGGCAGAACAAGACCCUUAAGAUCUGCGCCAAUCACCUUGUCCUAUCCACAAUGACUGUGCAAGAGCAUCAAGGGAAUGACAAAUCAUGUGUGUGGCAUGCUGCUGAUUUCUCUGAUGGAGAGCUGAAGGAUGAAACUUUUGCGAUCCGGUUUGCCUCUGUGGAGAAUUGCAAAACUUUCAAGGAUAUGAUUGCAGAAAUAGCCAAAGCACAGGCAACUGAUAACGAAGAGAGUGAAGAAGGAAAAACUGCAGCCAGUCUUAUCGAAAAGUUGAGUGUUGGGGCUAACAACGAGGAAGAGAAACCCGAGUCCGAAGCCGGACCUUCGUCCUCUGCAGAGAAUAAUGGCGAGAGCGAGGAACCAGUAGCCUCCUCCGCAGAGAAGUAAAAGAGAGGAUGAUCCCUUUGGUAGAGUCUUGUCUUGGUUUUUGGCUGACAAGGUUUGGUGCAUGGGUUAUUCAGGUGAGUCAACCCGGCACCAGAUUAUAGUCGCGAAACAAUGGUCUUUCUUCAUUUGGUUUGUUCACUGGUCCAUCAUCAGUCGUCGGUCGGGUCAAGUCAGGUCAGGCUCAGUUGGUGUUGUUUUGGAGCCUCUGAAGUAUGAGUCAGUUGUUUUUUACUGUCGAGAUGGUGUUUGCAAAAAUUCUUGGACAUGGGUGCAUUACCCUCAGAAACAUAUAAUUAUAUCUUCAUCAAACUGUAUUUCUUUUCGCGUGUAUUA
Molecule: messenger RNA, 1076 nt
Organism: Salvia hispanica
Lineage: Eukaryota; Viridiplantae; Streptophyta; Magnoliopsida; Lamiales; Lamiaceae
Product: ran-binding protein 1 homolog c-like
Biological process (GO): nucleocytoplasmic transport
Cellular component (GO): cytoplasm; nuclear pore
Molecular function (GO): GTPase activator activity
Source: RefSeq, a predicted model, not a curated record